AUUAUGCUUGCCCACGACUUUCAUAUCCGUCUCCUUUGUCGUCGAGUUUGAACCAGUGGUGGAGAAAGAAGCCUAAAUAUUAUUCAAGACAUGAGCUAGGGGACCCAGUUAUAGCCGGGUGGAUGAUACAAUAUUCAGUCCCACAGAAAAGAGUGUGAAGUUGAUAUCGAUUAUUCUGUGAGUGAGGAAUAGUGUUGGUGUGUCAUUCUCAUUAUCAAAUGUUUGUGGUUCUUGUUACGAUCGAUUUUCUAAGGUCAGAAGAGCUAGGUCGAGUUGUCAUGAGUGUUUGUCCCAUUCACAGCGCGGAAGUCUCGCAAAACUACCGCAUGGGUCAUAAAACCACCAUGAAAACCCCGACAACUUGUGUGGGAGCCUUUUGAAAUCGGUGGACCUGAGAGUCUGCUUGGAGAAGGAAUGAACGGAACUAUUCAGUGUGCAUCAGCGAACUGAGGAAUGAGUGAGUGCUUGAGGAACAGGUGAGAGCGAGCGAACACCUGUUGCCUUGGACGAGCAGCAGCAGCAGGCACACACCCGCGGCGCCCGCAGGAAGGUGGUGUGGUGACAGCAGCAGCAGUCAAGAUGUCCACUCCAGCCAGAGCAGCUCCUCCUCCACCCCCUGUCAGGAAAGGUCAUGUACAGGCGUUUGAGGCGAUCUCCAACUAUAAGGCAAAGCGAGACUGUGAGUUGUCUUUCGAGGAGGGAGAUCUUCUCUUCGUGACAGACCGUUCUGACCCCGAUUGGUUUCUGGCCAUUGCUGACAAGAAGAAAGGUUACAUUCCCAGCAACCAUGUGAGCAGUGAGAAUGCCAGGAUGCCCAUUGUGGAUGCUGGAAGGAGAGGCAACUUUGAGCUCCUGGAUGAGUGCUUGGUGGCUGGAGUGUCUGUCAAUGCCUUGGACAAGAGUGGCUGCUCUGCCUUGCAUGGGGUUGCCCAGGGUGGCCACGUGCAAUGCCUCAUGAGACUUCUGAAGGAACCCAAGCUGGCGAUAAACCUGCAGAACAAACUUGGAGACACUCCUCUUCACUGUGCUGCAGUGCGUGGCCACAGUGAAGUGGUCAGAGUGUUGCUGGACCACGGUGCACAACAGGACAUAACCAAUAGGGAUAACCAAACUCCUCGCAGCCUAGCCAAGAAUGGCAUCGUCAUAUCAAUACUUGAUGAGGGGCCUGAGCAUCAGCAGAGGAACUCUGGUUUCGAGAGUCAUGACUAUGGUGCUGAAAACUCUGAUGAUUCAGACUGAAUAAUCAAAGUUGUGAUUUAGUAUAGAUGUGCCUUACUGAAGCCUUUGAUUGAGCCUCAGUGAUACCACACUGUGGCUCUUAUCACUCACCUUCCGAGCUGGUUCACUAAACUUAAGUUUUAUCCACUUUGUUAAAAACUCAGAAAAGUCUGAUAUAAAAUUACUACAAGGGAUUAUGCACAGCCAUAUAAGAUUGAAAUUAAGUAAAGCAUCUCCAUAGAGACUAGAACAAUGAGGUCUGAAUUCAAGCGCUAAUUACAACGUGUUUCUACACACUUGUUGAUGCUAUACGUAUAUGUUUUCCUUAUUUUCCUUCCUAUUUUCCUGACGGAUACCUCAAAAUUCUGUUAAAAAGUGACUGCUAUAUUGGUUUAGAGUAGUACACAUAAGUAACAUGAAAAAUCAGUUUUUCUUAAACGAGCUGUGGUUUGUGUUGUGUUUUUACAGUGACCUGCCCUAUCUAUGAACUAUAGCACAGCAUGGCUAUGCUGUAGUUCCUAACUAUUACUUUCUGAUUAAUUUUGAUUUUUUUGCUCUGUUGAUGAUAAAUCAGUCUGAGUAACCAAAAGUUAUCAUACUUGAUAGUAACAGCUCGUCACCCUUUAACUUUUCUGUAUUUUAUAGCUUUUCUGUUCAAUUUUGAUUAAUCUUUCAUUAUAUUUGUACUGACUCUUUUAUUUAUUAUAUUAUCUACUGUCCCUUUAAUUUCAUUCAUAAUUAUUGUAGUCCAGCACCAUUUGACCAAAGAUGAUGUGUUAUGAAUUUUACUGCAAAGUUAGUAUCAUUGAAUAAUGGUUAUUUUAAUCAUAAAGUUUUUAUUAAAAAGUUUGUCCUUAGGAUGCAGUGCUGCCUGGAUACUGCAUAACAUGCAGUUGACAAAGAGGCAAGAGGUUUGGUUAAAUAGUUGUGAACAUCAUUUCACUGAAGCUGGUGAAGCUUUGUCAGGCAACUCCCUUACUACACCUGCAGACUGAGAAGUAUGUUCUACAUUAUCUUCACCCUCAGAAUUGAGAUGAGCAACUUAUUUUAUAGGAUUAUUUUAUCAUGAAACUUAAUGUCUGUAUUAUUCAAAUCAACCAAUCUGAGCAGCAGCACAUUUUACAUGGUGUACAUAGAAUUUAUAAUAAUUAUCUAUGGGUAAUGUUAUAUUUUAAGUCAAAUACCAAAGCAACACAGGAGCAAUGUAGCACUUGUGGCUUAGCAGGAUGAGUGAAGGAGCUGGGUGUGUGUUUAGGGGUGUGGGGCAAGAAAAGGACAGAUUGGAGUAGGUAUUUGAGGGGAUGGUCGACCCUCAUUUAUGAACAUAGAUUGAGCAUUGGUUCAUGACUUGUGUAUCUUUCAGCAAUUACUGAUACAGGCAUUACUGAAGUGACAUGAUACAGUUGCAGCAAUAUCAGAUAGAUAAAAUGGAAGUUUCUGCAAAGAACUGUGUUUAAGUAUUUAGCAUACUGUAACAUUCCUCCUGUGCCAAAGGUUAAGUGUUUGUGAUAGAUUUAUUGAAAGUAACUCAUUAUGCAAUAUUGUCUUUCAGUCUAGUGUGUUAUUAGUUAUUAAAGUGCCUCACACAAA
Eriocheir sinensis (Chinese mitten crab) is the source of this 2808-nucleotide messenger RNA. RefSeq names its product osteoclast-stimulating factor 1-like. Gene Ontology annotation, molecular function: protein binding. Gene Ontology annotation, biological process: signal transduction. The coding region runs from base 580 to 1239 and encodes 219 amino acids. The transcript has 8 exons. The record is from RefSeq and is a predicted model, not a curated record. Lineage: Eukaryota; Metazoa; Arthropoda; Malacostraca; Decapoda; Varunidae.